This is a messenger RNA of Nakaseomyces glabratus, 684 nucleotides long. Its product is annotated as CAP domain-containing protein. NCBI's taxonomy places the organism in Eukaryota, Fungi, Ascomycota, Saccharomycetes, Saccharomycetales, Saccharomycetaceae. The record is from RefSeq and is a predicted model, not a curated record.
AUGAAGGUUUCUACUAUUUUCUCAGUUUCUUUGAUUGCAGGAGCACUUGCUGCACCAGCAGUGGUUACCGUCACUAAAGAAGCACCACCAGCACGGGUUACUGUUCAAGCAGUUGUCAAUGUUGAGGAUGGGGGAAGACAAUCAUCCUUAUCAACACUGGAGAAGAAGACUAAAACCAAAUCCCAGAAGAAGACCAAGCCAACACCAUCUACUGAUCUAGAUAAAAGGGCACAAAAGAAAAGAUCCAACUUAUCGGAAUGGCAACAAAAGAUGUUGGAUCAACACAAUAAGAAGAGAGAAUUGCACAAAGACACUGACAGUUUGGUUUGGAAUGACAACCUGGCAAUUCUGGCCCAAUCAUAUGCAGACAGAUAUGAUUGUUCAGGUAAUUUAGCUCACAAUCCAGAGUUCAUCGAAGCCAUCGGCGAAAACUUGGCAGUAGGGUACGACGAUAUCGAUGCCAUUGAUGCUUGGUAUGACGAAAUCCAACAUUAUGACUACAGUAACCCAGUUCACCAAGGAAGAACCGCUCACUUUACUCAAUUGGUCUGGAAGGAUACUAAGAACGUAGGCUGCGCUUACAAAACAUGUGGUGGAGAUUUGUACAAUUACAUCGUUUGUGAAUACGACCCAGCCGGUAAUUGGGCUGGAGAAUUCGCCGACAAUGUUAAACCAUUGAAGUAA